CUGAUUCGACCGGGGACAACGGGUUGGCAAAACGUCCGCUCCAAAAGAGGCGGCGUAGGAAUUAUCCAGCGACGAUUGUGAAAUAAUCCCAGCGACAGCACUAUUAAUAUUUCUAAAUAAAAAAUGUGCUUUGACUUCGUGACCCCAGCUGGGCAACCAGAGUGCUCUCGCCAAUCGCGUCUGGCAAACCCAGCCACGUUUUGUUUAAUGGGGCCUGACUUGCUGAUGACACCCUGAAGGUCAAACCUGUCUCAUAAAUACUUUGCUUGGUUAAAGAAACGCUGCUGGACAUUGGUCUGGAAAAAAAAAACUAACUUUUCCACUGAGGGACAAAUGGUAUAGGUGUUGUAUUUUUUUUUUACUGUUUGCAUAACCGGUAACCUCAUGGGAAAAAUAAUGAUGUAAAAACGGCUUUCCCACAUGCACGCGCAAAAUGUCUACAGCAGAAAAAUAAAACGCGGCAAUGGUUUCUCGCAUUCCGGUGACAAACGACAGGGAACUUGCCGGGGCCCGACGUGGUUUUUUUUUUUCCCGCGCCGGAAUUGCUAUCCCGGAGGUUCGCCGCACGGGCGUGGCAGUCAAAACGACGGCGGUGGGUUUCGGGAUCUUCUUCUUCUUCUUCGUCCCGUCGUACGGCCGCUGAUGUUAGAUUGCAGAGCAACAGCUGCAAUUUCACACAGAGGUGGCCAAGCCCAGGCAGCCGCGUCAGGAGCAGCGGAGCGUACCGUUGCCGAUGUCUCUCCUUCGUGUCUGUGGACCGGCCAUUGCGUCGGCAUACGCUGCUACGGUCUGUUCUGGAUUACCACAGUCGCUCUGGAGAGUUGCAUUUUUCAUUUGUGCAUCAGGUAUCCCGCAUCUGCCGUGCUUUGUGCGGAUGCGGUUUAGGAGUGGACCAUGAGUUUCGUGGAGGAUCAAAUCCAGGGAUCUUCUGGGACGAAUUGGGAAUUUAGGAAAGUCGGGCCUCCGCGUGUCAUGCCUGGGCCUUGGCACGUGGGUGACGUUUGGAGGGCAAAUCACAGACGAGAUGGCGGAGCAGCUGAUGACCAUCGCCUACGAGAACGGCAUCAACCUGUUCGACACGGCGGAGGUGUACGCCGCAGGGCCGAGGUUAUCUUGGGCAACAUCAUUAAGAAGAAAGGCUGGAGGAGGUCCAGCCUCGUCAUCACAACGAAAAUCUACUGGGGAGGAAAAGCCGAGACGGAACGAGGGCUGUCGAGGAAGCACAUCAUCGAAGGGCUGAAAACGUCGCUGCAGAGGCUGCAGCUGGACUACGUGGACGUGGUGUUCGCAAACCGCCCCGACACCAACACGCCCAUGGAAGGAGCCCCAUUCUCAUGCAGGGCUUUCAUCAUCGAAGAGAUUGUCCGGGCGAUGACGUACGUCAUCAACCAGGGUAUGUCCAUGUACUGGGGCACGUCUCGAUGGAGUGCCAUGGAGAUUAUGGAGGCGUACUCGGUGGCACGGCAGUUCAACCUCAUCCCGCCGGUGUGCGAGCAGGCCGAGUACCACCUGUUCCAGCGCGAGAAGGUGGAGGUGCAGCUGCCUGAGCUCUACCACAAGAUCGGCGUCGGAGCCAUGACCUGGUCCCCGCUCGCGUGCGGGAUCAUUACGGGCAAGUACGAGGACGGGAUCCCCAUGUACUCGCGUGCCUCGCUCAAGGGCUACCAGUGGCUGAAGGAGCGCAUCACGAGCGAGGAGGGGCGCCGACAGCAGGCCAAGCUCAAGGAGAUCCUCAUGGUGGCGGAGAGGCUCGGCUGCACGCUGCCUCAGCUCUCCAUCGCCUGGUGCCUGCGUAACGAGGGCGUGAGCUCGGUGCUGCUCGGAGCAUCCAACACGGAGCAGCUCAUUGAGAAUCUGGGCGCCAUCCAGGUGCUUCCGAAGCUGACCGCUCAGGUGGUGACGGAGCUGGACAGCAUCCUGGGAAACAAGCCGUACAACAAGAAGGACUAUCGCUGUUAGGGUCGAGGAGCCGGCGGUCCCCAACCCGGAACCCAUCCUGCCCCCGACCAGCCACCAGCCACACCACCACUACCACUCAACCCUGGUCAUCCCCACGCGCGUGUAGGCUGGCCGUGGGCGGCCCGAUUGCCGCUCACGCGCGCGCCCCUGGGCCCCGGCGGGCGGGCGGGCGGGCGCGCAGACGCGAGAGGGCUCGUGCAUGCGCUCGUGAAUGCGCUCGUGAAGUCGCCUAUACACGCACGAAGAGGCAGAGCGGCUUCCCCUCUAUAGCCAUACGUAACGUUGGGGCGAAGUGCCGUUAACUCACGGGCCACGUACGCCUGGACACAAGUACAAAUCCCGGACGCGCUAUCCGGACACGUGCGCGCGCACUUAUGCACGCGAUCACACACUCGUGCAAGCACUUACAGGUCGACCUGCUUUGAAGCGUACUUCGUUGGACUCAAUUCCUGCUCGUUGCCCUUCUCAAACGCUUACAGUCAAACACCCGUGUGUAUGUGCAAAGGUACACAUACACACGUACCUUUUGUGCAUACCUGCGUGUACUUAUAUUAGUUUGUUUUGGGGGUUUUUAACCAGGUGGCGACUCGGAGAGCAGAAUAGUCUCAAUGGCAAGUGUCCUGAGAGCAUAACACUUAACACACCCACUCUAAAACACACGAGGCAGCAGCAACCACACACACACACACACACUCGUUCUCGCAUACUCACGGCAUCUGGGAUGAAACCGCACCACCCUCGCCACCCAGGGGCUCGUCCCACCGUUCUGCCUGCCCCCCCUCCCCCACACCUCCCUUCGCCCUCGCCUCCCGUGGCCCACGACCUCACCUAUGACCAAAAGACGCCACUCGCUCACGAUGCAGCCCGCUAGAUGACCGCCUCGGGCCUUCCCGGCCAGGCUUGGCACGCGUACGAGCCAGUGAGAUAGCGAGCCAGUGGGCGUCCACCCAGUUUCCCCCCCACCCCCCCCACCGUCGCUGCAUGUGCUGCUGCUGCUGCUGCACGGUACUCCCAUGCCGUCGCCCCGGGAAAGCAUGACAACGGGAGUUGCUGGUCGCUCAUCCUUUUUCCGCGUUGGGUUGUUGUUGCCGUUUUGUUAAAUUCCCUCCGCGUUCUGGCGUCUGGCCGGAGCCGCUGUCGGUGCUGCUGUGCGCGCCGGCGGCCCGGGCAAGCUGGCUUUAAAAUAAAACAUUUGUUACGGACGCUUUCCAUACUCGGCGUCAAUGGAGCCAAUCGGGCGAGGCGGCGGAGGGCGUAAGCCGCUACGUUGCAGCGCCGAGCCAGCGCCUCUUCGAGACGCCCAGUCUCCACACGGGGUGAGGGUGGCGAAGUUGGGAGGGAGGAGAGGCGGGGGGGGGGGGUGCAUCACCACGGGCUCCGAUCAGCGAUGAUCGCGCCAAAUGAAAAAAAAACGUUAAUUGCACUUAACUGAACCACGUGCACCCGUCAUCAAGGGCUGUGUACGUGUUCCGUCCAAAAAGUGGUUGCAAGAGCACGUGUUGUUGGCGAGAUGGAUGACUGACUGUAGAGGGGGGAGGCGCCUCUUUAAAUGGAACGCCGGGGAAGCAAAUUUCCCGCAAACGCCUCGCUCCAGGACAGUUUCUUUGCCGGCCGUCGACUCGCGGAUAAGAAGUUCGGUCCGCACGGUCGUAAUGCAGCUGACGACGGCGCGUCGGCCAAGUCCGGAGGAUCGGUACGCAACUGGGAUUUGAGAAGAGAGAACUUUGGCCCGGACAAAAAACAAAAAAAAGGACUUCCGAUCGAAGGAGAAACGUAAAUUAUUGACGGACGAGUGAAAUGGCAAGCGGGUCGACAGCUGUUCUGUGCAUGCGCUUGACGACCUACGAUAACGAGCUUCUGCUGCUGCUGCUGCUAAGGCAAGGCGGCCACGCGGGGCGUGAUGACCAUUCGUCGGCCAUGUCGCUUAUUGCCCAGCAGCGGUUGGGAACGUACACAGCUCUCCACCGUGACAAAGAGACGCCUCCUGAAAUCCACGUCCUGACACCACGGUUUGUAUCGGUACGCAAUAUAAGGCCACGAUAAACUCUUGGAGGAGGACAAUUUAAAGGCAGUUUGUCUCCGGCUGGCAAUUCAAUGAUAUCGUGGAUUCUUCAACGGCAACUUAUAUAGCAAUGGCUUAGCAUGACGGUGAUCUGUCUGGUACGAUAGCAAAUGCUUCGGUGACUGUUGGGCGGUGUAUGGUAACCGUGACACUUGCUCUAUAUUAGCCCAAGUGCAGGAGGCCACAAUAAACGCGGCUUGCUUUAGCAGGACGCGCGACGUCAUAACACCACCUGUACAUUGGACGUCAUAACAUUUGUACGCGCGAGCGCUGUGCACCAUUUGUCGCGAGAUCUCUCCUGUUUAUCUCUCACCUCAUCCCUUUUUAUCUCUUGGCUGGCGAAAUGGUCCAUGAAACCGGGCCAUAUAAUUCACCUGUCGGUACCAACCUCAGGUGGUGGAACUUUAGUGGUUCCAAUGGCUUUGUGGCCAAUAACAGUGAAUUAUGCGAUAACGAGGUCGUCAAGUAAUUCACUCGUGUUGGCCGUAUAAAUAAAUGGGGACUACUAAAGUUGGGUGGUUACCGAUUUCUGCUCUGGCUUAUGGACUGAGAGCUCUGCGACGCCACUCCUAGACUCUUUCGUGGGCCACGUUUGGUGCGUGGGCCACCAGUUGAAUAAGAACCCGGCCCGAGUGUAUCACGGCCUUAUUUUUGCCGUAUUUAUUGACGAUAUUAAUUUAACAGUGGUCCCCUUUUUGAAUAGGAAUUCUGUUUUUUCACCAGCCUCGCCAGGUUUUCGGUGUGGGAAGAAACUAAAUUCUGCGCCAGUGUACGAAACGCUUGCGCGUCUUUUUUGAAAAUGCAGCCGAAUACAGAAACCUCGACAGAGAGAGAGAGGAGGAAGCCUUCCGUGACUGAACGAAUCAGCCUGCAACCAAUCACCACCAGCCCAGCGAUUCCAUCCAAACUUCAGUCCCGUUUGUCUCAUUUGUAUCAUCUCGCGCGUAUCGAUUUCUGCUUUCCUUUUUCUGUUUUCGUUUGUACAGUUUGGUUUUCUCUGUUUGCCCAAAUGUAACCCUAGCAAAAGAAGUUCGUACAAUUUGCCUAGAUUGUAAAACAUUGUAUCGUCGGCAUAAGAACAUAUUUGAAUUGGUGAGGCUGCAUCAUCACACCGCUGCCGAAGGUCACUGGUGACCUAUCAAUGCAGCCUCUAGGUUCGGAGGUACAACCUCUAAAAUUGCAACCCUGGCUUUUACUUUGCUCCCACCACCAAUAUUAUAUUGUACAAUCUAGAUUUGAAGCUUGCGUGACUGCGGGAAUCCAUCCUCUCUGGUUCUUUCGGUAAAGUCACGUAGGCAGAAAAUAAAUAGCGACGUUUUGGGGCACAACACAAGCGUCCGUCCAUCGUCAGGUGGGAUGACUGAACACGUGCCGCGCCAGAAACGUCGCCAUUUAUUUUGUUUUAUUUUAUACCUACGUGACGUUACCGAAAGAACCAAAGAGUAUUAUAUUGUACAAUUUGACACCCAGGGCCCCCACUGCUCAAUUACGUACCUGUACCUUGGGUUCAUGUAAAUGUUUUUGUACAAAUAUCGUGAAUUGUUGACAGCUUUACGUUUUUUUUUUACAUAUACAAGAGUUGCAACUAACCACUUACGGAGUAAAUCGACUUAAUCUGUCGUCGACAGUGAAUGUCGAGUUAGUUGCCAAGGUUCGUGUGUACAUUUUGGUUGCAUUUUAAUUAACAACGCGUGGUUUAUUUAUUUUGUACUACUUGCAGUGGUGUUGCAGUUCGCACGACCGGGCAGAAUUAUCGGCAGGCGCCCAACGGAGACGGCUGCGACUUGGCCGGAGGAACGCUCAUAAGUUACACCAAAAAUAAACAUUUGCCCUCGGUUGUCCGCUUUAUUGUGGACAUCCUCCGGGGUGUGGUGGGUUUUUUUUUGGCUACCGCUUCCAUCGUUUGGUCUCGCACCACCGGCCAUCAUUUCCUUCAGCGUGUCCUGCCCAAGGCCCACUUUACUCUUCUGACCAGUCAAUUCAUCGUCUGUUCUAACCCGCUUAUGUUUCCUUGACAAACUCAUGCGCGGAUAACUUAACCUUCCCCGGUUGCCCGUCUGCAUCUUGUGUGUGUGUACGUCUUUUUUUUUUACGUGAGUUUGUUUACGACCACUGGUGAAGCAUAGCUGCCUGUGUUUAAGGAUCAACGGAAUCUGACAUCGGAUAAUGAUGGCUGUGGUCUGCGAUUGCAGUGAAACUCCUCCAUUCCGCGCUGCGAUGUGGGAGAGAUGCUCUCAUCGGCGAUACAUUGCGAUGGGAGAAAAAAACCUACUGAAAGCGACGAUAAAUUUUCGCGCAAAAUCGCGAUUUUUUUCUUGCAUUCUUUUUUCCUCCUCACGAGUCUAGGAGUUUCCGUGGACCUGUGGGCGGGAACUCCAUAUUUAAAGAUGCGCGGCUUAGAGUAGCACGGACUUGUGGAGUCUUCGCUGUAUAUGCCUCCAGAAGGGGCGCUGUUGUUCGUGGCAUUGUGCAAAUUUAACGACCCGUUACAGCAAACGACUUUCAAAUAAUUUUAAUUCCUGACAUUGUACAAAGGUUUUUCUUUUAAAUAUCUUUUUUUUACACGCUCCACAAUUUAUCAUACCCCCACUUAAGAGUGGCUCAAGGAAUUUUGUUGACAGAAGGUGGCAGCACUGCACCACAGUGAAUUGAACAUCGCCGAACCUCACUGCGUGGGAUACUUUAGUUUUAUCUUCCUUCGUAUAUGCGUGGGGUUUUUUUUCACGGUUGCUCCCGUUUCCUCCCACAGAUGCCAAACACUUUGAAGGAUUCCGCCUUAACACACCAAAUACACAAGUCCCCUGCUUAAAAAAAAUCGUUGAGACCCGGCGAGGCUUUUGUUUCCUCGCCGGAAACACGGAGUAUGUUUGAUAAUAUUCCUGCCAAGUCACAUUCGUUGACUAGACAUAUUUUUUUUCCCGAGCUUGGCUUGAUGUAGACGCACAACAGGGGCGCAGGGCAUCCACAAAGUUUGGCAAAAUUGGCAUCAAACCCAGGUCGACUGCUGGCAAACGGGGGUUUGAUGCAGAAACCACCGCGGUGAGAACCGCCUUUGAUGAACCUCGGAGAAAACGUUUUCGCCCUCAUCCUGACUCGGCUCCACCCUGUUCCCCACCCCACUCACUAUUGUGAUUUCUCCCACGGCGGAAAGCGGUCAAGAUUUGAAAAGAAAAUGACUUUCCAUCCGGCACAAACCAUUUGAUUCCAAAUGGACUUUUCUUAUCAAGUCGGGUGGGGAGGGGGAAACAGUUUCAAUCAACACGUGAUUCACGCCCUACAGGAGUCGCUAUUUUAAAGUUUUCAUUGCUCUGAAUCGGGGCCAGUGGCUCUAUGUUGGAGGAGUGUAGUACUUAUUUUAUGUAUUUAAUAAGAAGGCUUUCAUCUAUGUGGUGUUAGUUUUCGAUGUUUGAUUCUGCGUUAUUGCCAGUGCAGCCCCAAGAGUUUUGCCGUCAUUGAUUUAAAAGGUUAAACUUUUCCAAACAAAAAAAACACAACGCGUAAAGUCCACGUAGUUUAAUACAUCCACAGUCGCCGGUAUAUGAAUCGUCAAAUGUAAAUAAAAAUCGGUUUGAUUUCACAGGCCUUGAUAAAACACCGACUCUUACACGGGUCACAUGA
Molecule: messenger RNA, 7639 nt
Organism: Petromyzon marinus (sea lamprey)
Lineage: Eukaryota; Metazoa; Chordata; Hyperoartia; Petromyzontiformes; Petromyzontidae
Source: RefSeq, a predicted model, not a curated record